Ailuropoda melanoleuca (giant panda) is the source of this 1276-nucleotide messenger RNA. RefSeq names its product SCL-interrupting locus protein homolog. Gene Ontology annotation, cellular component: microtubule organizing center. Gene Ontology annotation, biological process: microtubule organizing center organization; protein localization to centrosome; smoothened signaling pathway. Bases 323 to 799 code for a protein of 158 amino acids. The transcript has 2 exons. Lineage: Eukaryota; Metazoa; Chordata; Mammalia; Carnivora; Ursidae. The record is from RefSeq and is a predicted model, not a curated record.
AGCAGGCUCAUGGCGGAGGAACCUGAUGUGGGACUCGAUCCCAUAAAGCCGGGAUCACGCCCUGAGCCGAAGGCAGACGCUUAAUGACUGCACCACCCAGGUGCCCCUGGCCUCAUAGUUUCUUGAUCCUUGCUCUGGUUCAUAAAAUUAAGCAAAUGCUCGGAGAACAACUAUAACUUCAGUGUCUACUUACUGCAAUUCUGGUUUCCAGGCAGCUCUCCCUACCCACCCCACCUCCUACCCAUCUUUGACCCUAGAAUUUCUCAACAAUGAUUUUUCUGUACGUGUUAAAAGAUGUGUGUUAUAUUUUAGGCAGCAUUUCAUGGCAGGAGGGUUUUUAGGAUAUCAGAUCCACCAUAUUCAUGAAAGACUUUUGUUAUUUUUCAGAAAUCCAAAGCUUGUGGUAACUGAAAAGACCAUCCGACUUGCUUGUCGUCAUGCUAAGCAGAAUAAAAAAAACCUGCCUUGCUUUUUACUUGGUUCUGUCAUAGUAGAUGAAGAUGAAGAAAGUAUGACAUUGACAAUAGAUCGUUUUGAUCCUGGUAGAGAAGUACCUGAAUGCUUAGAAAGAACCCCUACGGCUUCUCUUCCUGGGGACUUUGUGAUUCCAUGCAAAAUUCAUACCCAUGGAGUUUGUUCAAAAGAAAUAAUAGUUCAUGACGCAGAUGACUUCAGUUCAGCUUUUAAGGUGAGAUUUAUUGAUAACUUGAUUUUCUUCAUUAAACACAAAAUCACGUUACAUGUACUAUGUUGUAUUUCAAUAAACCCAUAUUUAACAAGUAUUCAUAAUAAUUUCUGAUUGAAUGAUUGUUGCUGAAAUACAACUGAAUGUGGUUUCUGAAGGCAGAGAUUCUAGGGAGGUAAUAUGGAUAGCAUUCCAGAAGGGGAGGCAGUAUGACCAAGAUAACAAAGUGCAGGAUGUCCUCAGGGUGAUAUUAAGGGUGUAGAUUUUUGCUGCUUUUUGUGGGCAAUCACACUGGACUAUUAGUUUGGCCAGAUUGUAGAGAGCUUUGUCUCUGCCAGGCUAAGGAAUUUGAACUUUAUCAUAUGGGCUAUGUAGAGUCAUUGAAAGUUUCUGAAAAGAGGAAAUACUAUUAAAUCAAGGAUAGUUAAUCUAAUAGGGCAGCCUGACUGAAGUCAGAGAGAGUAGGUAGGCCAAGUCAGUAGUCAGGUGUGUUUUAGAGAAGGUAUAUUAGCCUGGAGUAGAGUGGUGGCAGAAUGUCUAGGAACGACACAGUGGGCCUGAGCAACUAUGCAGGAAGAACUGACUUGACGA